GUCAGAUUUUUAUGUGCCAGUGUAUUGUGCGUGGAUCAAGUAAAAUUUUAAUAAAUAAUUUAUUAUUUUUCUGAAUAAAAAAAGUGUUUCUGAAUACCAGUGAUGGCUGGAAAGCUGAAUAAAUUUGAAACACCCAGCUCUGCUAGUUCUGAUAGGUAAUGCAAGUGUGAUAACCUCAUGAAAUGUUUGUUUGACCAGCUGUGUCGUGUCAAUUUGAACGAGUUGUAUAAGUAAAAUUUUCAGUGCUGCUUUAGUCAUCAUCGGGUUAUUGAGCUGAUCUCAUGUGCGGUGCUUUAGUGUUGAAAUAGUUAACCGUAUCUAAUGCUACCUGUAAAAUAACCUCUUCACUCACGCACUCUAGUUUAUUUUUAGACAUUUAUUUAGUACAUUGGCAAGUAGUAUCGAGUUGAAUGGUUGCGGUGUGAGUGAGUAAAACACGUGUUCGAACGGGAUUUUGUUUUGAAACACGUUGCCGCCUAUGAAAAAGUUAUAAGAAAAUUUUGAAGAUGGACACAGGGUCACUGAUCUUCCCAAAUCCCGACACUGAACUGGCGCUGGAGUUGAGCGAGCAGGUUUUCCUUGACGACGAUGACUUCUCGACGCGGGCACCAGCCUCGCCUAUCACAGUGCCAGAUGUGCGACCCUACCGCCCGCCUUCCACAGGAUCGAACAUACUGAAGUCGCCGCGUGCCCGUCGCGUGCGCACCACCUCCAUGUCGCAGUCUAACAAACGCACCGCCGCCGAGAGCAUCUUACACGCUGACCGCCGCACGAUCUAUACUGCAGGCCGCCCGCCCUGGUACAACUGUACGGGCGGGCAGGAGGUCGAGCCCUUUCUGAUCGGUAUAUGCGGCGCGAGCGCGUCCGGCAAGACCACGGUGGCCGCCAAAAUUAUCGAAGCCCUAAACAUACCGUGGGUCACUAUUGUCAGUAUGGACUCCUUCUACAAGGUGUUGAACGAAAAGCAGCACCAGCAGGCCUUACGCAACGAAUACAACUUCGACCACCCGGAUGCGUUCGAUAUGGAACUCCUGAUACAAGUAUUGCAGAGACUGCGCGAAGGCAAGAAGGUGGAGGUGCCCAUAUACAACUACGUCACGCAUUCCCGCGAGAAUCGAACUAAGACAAUGUACGGCGCGAACGUGAUAAUCUUCGAGGGCAUACUGGCGUUCUACAACGCGCAGGUUGUCAGUAUGCUGGACAUGAAAGUGUUCGUGGAUACCGACGCCGAUAUUAGGCUGGCGAGGAGAUUACGAAGGGACAUAGUCCAACGCGGGCGGGACCUAGAGGGGGUCCUGAAACAGUACAUGUCGUACGUAAAGCCCGCGUACCAGAACUACAUAGCGCCGUGUAUGGCGCACGCCGACAUCAUCGUCCCCCGCGGGGGGGAGAACAAGGUCGCCAUACAACUCAUCGUGCAACACGUGCACAAGCAGCUGCAGUUGCGUGGUUUCAAAGUUCGCGAGAAACUAGCAGUGGCCCACGUGGGACAACCUGUACCCGACUCCCUGUUCGUACUCAAAGAUACGCCACAGGUGCAAGGUCUCCACACGUUCAUUCGCAACAAGGACACGGCCCGUGACGAGUUCAUAUUCUACUCGAAGCGUUUAAUGAGACUGGUCAUAGAAUUCGCUCUGUCACUGCAGCCCUACUCAGAACAGAAAGUCGACACACCGCAAGGAUUCACGUACACAGGUCGUAAAUGUGACGUGGAAAAGAUCUGCGGCGUAUCAAUACUACGCGCUGGGGAGACGAUGGAGCAGGCAGUUUGCGAUGUUUGCAAAGACAUACGCAUCGGGAAAAUACUUAUACAGACAAACCAACAGACCGACGAGCCUGAGCUCUACUACCUCAGACUACCUAAAGACAUAAAGGACUACCGCGUGAUCUUAAUGGACGCUACGGUAGCGACGGGCGCCGCCGCCAUGAUGGCCAUCAGGGUAUUACUGGACCACGAUGUGCCAGAACACAAUAUUAGCCUCGUGUCACUGCUUAUGGCAGAGAUCGGCGUGCAUUCUAUAGCAUACGCCUUCCCUAAGGUGAAAAUAGUGACCUCAGCCCUAGACCCGGAGAUAAACGAGAAAUUCUACGUAUUACCGGGUAUAGGCAACUUCGGCGACAGAUAUUUCGGCACGGAACCCUCCGACGAAGAGUGACCGCGACUCUAACCAUACUAUCAAUAAGCACGCAUUCUUACAGGCAAUCACUUGUCUUAAAUCUAAAAAAUAGCGUACCUACCGAUCGAAUUGAGAAAUUCCUCUUUUUAGAAGUCGGUUAAAAAAUAAUUAUCACUGAAUGGUGUCGAACCUGGAGAGAGGAGUCAAAUGCGACUUAAGUCACUUUCGACAUUAUCCGUAUUUUGAAUCUUUUUUUUUUAUUUAAUAUUCUCCCUUUUCAGGGAAGGCAAAGGUAACAAUGCCUAAACAGCCAAGUCUUAAGUUAUUUUAUUCUUCUUUUUUUACAUUAGAAUGUUGGUGUGACUCAUUCUAAUGUUACUUGGAGUGUUUGGCACGAAAUGUAUCGAGUUGGCUGUUCCGAUAAGCUUCUGUGAGGUAGUCAACACUACAAUAAAAUUCUCACUUCCACUUGACCGGAAUAGCGUAUAUUUUAAAGAUUCCACUAAUUCUUCAGUUGCGCAGACGGUUGUAACACAAAAUCACACCAAUUUUAUUUCACAAUAUCCACUAUGAACGAAUUUAAGAAUAAUUAAAAUAAGACGCCAACCGCACUCGAUGAAAUCCCGCCAAAAACUCUUUUUUGAAUCGUUUAUCUACAGUGUUACCAGUUUAAUACAAAAUAUUUAUUUUUAUUAAUUUCACGGAAAAAGAUGAAAAGCAGACAGCAUUACCGCUGUGUAAAAUAAACGUAUAAUUCUCACUAACUCAUUAUUUAAUCUUUGCCCUUUUUUGUUGUUGUUGGGUUUAUUAAAGUAUUUAAAGAGAACUGUAAAUGACUUGUACCCUAACUGAAAUAUUGGGUUUAAUCAAGUCGAUCAAGAGAGCUGUAAAUGACCUGCACUCUAACUGCAAUAUUGGGUCUAUUAAAGUCGAUCAAGAGAACUGUAUAUGACCUGUACCCUAACUGCAAUAUUGGGUUUAUUAGUCUAUCAAGAGAGCUGUAAAUGACCUGUACCCUAACUGCAAUAUUGGGUUUAUUAAAGUCGAUCAAGAGAGCUGUAAAUGGCCUGUACCCUAACUGCAAUAUUGCAGUUUUAAUACUGUUAAAUAAUAAUACUGCUAAAUUAAAUUAACUGCAUCGAAAGAUGCAGGCUGCGUUUAAAUAGAACUACACGACUCAAUAAAGUCAUACUGAUUAACAAAAACUGCGUUUGCGCAGCUUAUUAACAGUUAAAAAUGGUCUUCCUAUUAGAGACUUUAAUAAGAGUGUUUUCAUAAAUAUUUUUGUCGCUCCACUCUUUCUAUUGCACAAAAACGAUUUAUUUCUCAAGUGAGACAUGUGGUAUAAACCUAAUUAAUAGGUUUAACACAUUCACAACAUUUAUCUCAUUCUAAAUAAUUAGUUACUAUGCGUUAAAAAUAUAAAGAGUGAUGAUAAAAUACCUAAGUUUAUAUAUUUUAUACUCUAUGAUAAUCCCAGCAAUCUACGCCUAAACCUUUAUGGUUACCUAAAUAUUGUAUUAAAGAUAUUAUUUAAAAGUGUCUUCAAAGCAUAAAGAGUCAUCUCUCGCUGUAUAUAAAGCAUUUAUCAUAAUAAAACGCAUUCAUCAUAGUAAUGAUCUCCUAGUGUAAUGUCUGUAGGAAUGCGUGUACAAGAUGUCUUCUUAAGCUAGCACCUUAAUGUUUGUAUUCCUAAAUCUACUAUUUAUUUAUUAGAAUUUACAACAAUCGGAAACUGCAAAUAAAUAAAUGAAAAACACAUUAGGAAUGUUGUGCAUUUCAAAAUAAAUCUUAAUUAUUAAACAAUAGUGUUUAAUAUGGAGAUCGAUCAUUUAAUUGCAAUUUCGGAUUGAAUAUUCAAAGGUAUGUUGCUAUGCAUGAAAGAUAUGUCUUUUUUGUAGUCUAUUAGAGUCUGUGCGGAAAGAGAAUGGAAUUUAGAUUGGAGGGCGCUGUAAUGCUUUUCUACCGUAUUUGUAAGGUUUUACCCCUUUUAGACAUGAUUAAAUACAAAAAACCGCAAGAAAUCACAACAACAAACAAAUCCGUAUCAAUACAAAACUUUGACGUUUUACAGAUUGCUGGGUUUGAUUGCCAAAUAAAAAUCUUAAUGUUAGUUCCGUUUUUCGCCACGCCCAUUCUCUUUCCGCACAGACUCUACCAAACAUAUUUUGAUUGUUUAUGUGAUUAUGUGGUAUUUAUUUGUGUAUAUUAUGAAAUUAUUUUUAUCAGUGAUGCAAUGCGUAAUACUUAUUUUUAAUGUAAACAAUUUACAUGUGUUUUUAAAUUCAAAAUUUAUUUUAAAUCGAAGUGAAAUUAAAAGGAAAUCGUGGCUUUGGUUGUAAAGAAAAAAUAUCUAGUCGAAUCUAACGUACGAUUAAGUUUAGUUGAUAGGUCACUUACAUCUACCUACUAAACCUGUGUAUAACACAAUUCACAAAGUUGAACAAGCCAAAGCUUGUUUUGCAUUUGUUCACGAGCAUGACGCAUUUAAACAACGUAUGUUUUUAAGCUACAAUAAAAAAAGAAGUAAUACUUAUAGGUAAAUCUGCUAAAUCUCAGAUUAAUUGAUACAAGAUUUUGCUCACACAAUAUUGUCAAAUUGACAUUGUCAUUUUUCUUAAAUCAAGUUUUAGUUAAACUUAAUAUUUUGUUAUUAAAAUUUAUAUAUUAUGUCAAUUUAAUAUUAACAGAAGACCGAACCAAAGAAAUCAAAUGAAUUUUUUGUUCCUUUUAAAUAAAUAAAUAUACAUAGUUUGUAGAUUAAUUGAAAUUUAUUUAUUAAUAACUCUUCCAACAGCAUAAUGCAUUAGCCUUACCAUACAUAGCAACUUACCUAUUGUAAGUAUUACAAUUGUUUAAACGAAUA
Molecule: messenger RNA, 4983 nt
Organism: Chilo suppressalis (striped riceborer)
Lineage: Eukaryota; Metazoa; Arthropoda; Insecta; Lepidoptera; Crambidae
Source: the annotation of a GenBank genome assembly